This is a messenger RNA of Staurois parvus, 249 nucleotides long. NCBI's taxonomy places the organism in Eukaryota, Metazoa, Chordata, Amphibia, Anura, Ranidae. The record is from the annotation of a GenBank genome assembly.
GUGGAACAAAAACACCCGUCCAACCUCAACACACCACGCCAUGCGUGUAUUCACACCGUUACACCAGCCAAGGUCACCCACUGCACAACGCCCAAUGAUGGGGCGCUAUUCCCCCCACUGACACCAAUGAUGGGGCGUUAUUCCCCCACUGACACCAAUGAUGGGGGCACUAUUCCCCCACUGACACCAAUGAUGGGGCACUAUUCCCCCCACUGACACCAAUGAUGAUGGGGCGUUAUUCCCCCCACU